Caenorhabditis remanei is the source of this 1326-nucleotide messenger RNA. RefSeq lists its product as uncharacterized. Gene Ontology annotation, molecular function: DNA-binding transcription factor activity; zinc ion binding; sequence-specific DNA binding. NCBI's taxonomy places the organism in Eukaryota, Metazoa, Nematoda, Chromadorea, Rhabditida, Rhabditidae. Gene Ontology annotation, biological process: regulation of DNA-templated transcription. The transcript is spliced from 8 exons. The record is from RefSeq and is a predicted model, not a curated record. Bases 1 to 1326 code for a protein of 441 amino acids.
AUGUCCGGAGAUGCGCAACCAAGUUCCAAUCAACGUGCUACCGAUGCACACCCGCCGCCUUCGCCGCCUAUAAUCAAAGAGAAAGCUGCGAUUGGCGCUCUUUGCGUUGUGUGCGGCGACCGCGCGUGUUCGCACCUCUACUACGGAGUUGCCGCAUGUCACGGAUGCAAAUGUUUUUUCUGGCGAACCGUCAAGAGUAAACUGAACUACACGUGCCGUUACGGUGGAAACUGCUCGAUUUCUACUGCCGGCCGAAACGCUUGUCGCUACUGUCGUUUCCAUCAGUGUCUAUCUGUUGGAAUGAAAAUGGAAGCGGUAAAAAUGGACCGUAAGCUGACAAAGCGUAAGAGAGAGAAGACUGACGGAGAUGAUACGGAUGAUGGAGGAAAUCAAGAGAGUUAUGACAACAAGAUCGACGCAAAACGAGCCAAGUCCGACAAUCGUUUGUUGGUCUCAUCGCUUUUGCUCAUCGACAAGACGUCUUCGGACGGCAACGCGAAGCUCUCUUCCCUUCAUUUCGUCCAGCCAUCUCUCCAGAAUUUUCUCGAAGAACCAGAACUUCUUGACGGUUUUCGCUCAGAAAUGAGUUAUCGAGCGACUCGACAGGCCGACGAUCAGUUGUGUUACGACAAUGAACGUCGGUUGGUUACUUGGGCAAUUGACUGGUGUCGUCAGACUGCUGAAAUUGGAGAUGUGCAUCACACAAAUGAUAAGAUCGCCCUUUUGCGUGCAUGCUGUGGCCCCCUCGUUCUCCUGGAACUUGGAUGCCAAUCGUCGUCUUUCAGCCAAUCCGACGCACAAAUUCACUUAUGUAACAACUCUUUUCUUCCGGCUCACAUCAUCCCACCGCCCGCCUCGUUCCUCAACUGGAAAACCAUUCAGUCGUUGAGCAAGUGGACACAACGUGAGCUGAAGCCACUCUGUCUACAAGCCAAGGAAAUUGUGCUACUCAAGGCUCUCAUCGUUCUCAAUCCGGAAGCCCACGGACUCUCCCAAGAUGCCGAAUCGUCAAUCCGUAUGUUGCGUGAACGUGUUCACACAGCUCUCUUCCAACAACUCAUGGAGAACUCUGAACCAUUUGCUGCCGCUUCUCGUCUUGCUCAAAUCAUGCUUCUUAUUCCACAACUUGCGUUGAUGGGAGUUGAAGUGAUCGAGCAAGUGCGAGUCCGCAACACCUUCAACAAGUACUCAGCAUUCGGAGAAGGACUUCUCUUCUGGCAACUCUACGGAGACAUUUUCGACGAUCAACACAACGAUGACAACUACUUGGAGCACUCGGCAUCGUGCAGUCCAACUGACAGCCAGUACACAAAUGACAGUAGCUGA